AGGUGGUCCGCCAGGCCCAGUAGCCGAGUGGCGGAGGUGACGGUAACCGUCUUCCCGUUUCCGCCCGGCCGCCGGCGCGGCGGGGCGAGUGCCAGCAGAGGCGCGCGGUCCUCCCUCCGCCCGCCCGCGCCGGGGGCUGGCCCUGCCUAGCCGGCGCCUUUUUCCCCCGCACCGCGGCGCCGCUUCGCCACUUGGGCACCUCAGGUAGGGCAGGAGGCUGGAGUGCCUGCCGCCCGCCGCCCGUAAAAUGGUUACCUCGGCUGGACAGCUCGCCCUCUUCGUGCUGGGUCUUUUGUUGGCUGUGUGCCAGGCCCUGGAGAACAGUACGUCCGCUCUGAGUGACCCACCCGUGGCCGCAGCUGUGGUGUCCCAUUUUAAUGACUGCCCUGCUUCCCACAGUCAGUUCUGCUUCCAUGGAACCUGCAGGUUUUUGGUGCAGGAGGACAAGCCAGCAUGUGUCUGCCACUCUGGGUACGUCGGUGCACGCUGUGAGCACGCGGACCUCCUGGCCGUGGUGGCCGCCAGCCAGAAGAAGCAGGCCAUUACUGCCUUGGUGGUGGUCUCCAUCGUGGCGCUGACUGUCCUCAUCAUCACGUGUGUGCUGAUACACUGCUGCCAGGUCCGAAAACACUGUGAAUGGUGCCGGGCCCUCAUCUGCCGGCACGAGAAGCCCAGUGCCCUCCUGAAGGGAAGGACUGCUUGCUGCCACUCAGAAACAGUGGUCUGAAGAGCCCAGAGGAGGAGUUCUUCCAAAUGGCCUGCGGCAGCCUGAGAAAGAAAGGACUUCUUGAGGACCGCACGGUGAGGGCUGCCUGGGACGGGCCAGCAGACCUUUCCUACUCUGCCUGCCCUCGCCUGUGUGGGCUUUUUGUCUUUUGUGGGCCUUCAUUCAAAACUCUGUCCACAACUCUGUCUGCUUGGGGUUAUCCAGUGUGACCUGGAGAAGAAAUAAGUGGACCACAGUCUAAAGACUGGUCAGAAAUGAACGGAACGGGAUGGACUUCCUGUUUACCUAAUGAGCUGUGCGCGUUGGCAUCUGUGUCCAGGUGUGUGUAGGUGUGUUCUGCCAGUUGCGGAUGCCAGGCUGUGCUUUUUUUAAUGGGCCCAUCUCCCCACAACAGUCUCCAUCCUGCCUGACACUGGAGAUUCCUUUAGUUGUUACAGUUUUUUUCUUACCGCUUAUGGGAGAAGAAGGUGGAAAAAGGCAUAACUGCUUUUUGCUACGUGAAGACACCAGUGUAAGAGGAGCCAUGUCUGUCCUCUGUCCACAAAACCCGCAACCAGCCCGAUAUCUUCCACAGACACAUGAUGUUGAAGACCUUCCCGAGCUGUUGCCACCCUCAGAGAUAACUUCUUAUUUAUUAGAUGGAUGAUGGUGUUAUUUUUAAUCUCUUAAGUCAGUGUAAAAAGCGCAAAACCCUUUCAGACGUCUGCAUUAAUGAUGUAUGUAUUGCUGGCCAAAAAGUUAGACUGAUUAGAAAUGUCCGGUCUCUUUGGAAUAGCUAAAGCUUGGGAAAAACCACCAGGAUAGAUGGAGAUGGAAGCAGAGGAUGAGUUGCUGAUGGGAGCAAAGAUUGGGGUUCAGAGGUCAUGCCAUUUAAUACACAAAACUAGUAAACGCCCCAGGAUACAGUCCUGUUGAAAAGUUAGCAAACCUAGCAGUGGAGAUCUGGCAUCUUGUCAAGGCAGAGGAAGAAUGCCUGUGUGUGCCUCCACAUGGGGGAAACACAGACUACCCCGCUCUGUCAUUAAACAUGCUAACCGUCUAGUGGGCCCUCUGAGAAUCUGUUUAGAAAUAGAGCAUUAACGGAGGGCCGCGGGCAUUUGGGGCUGCAUCCGUGAAGGGGGACCAGUCACUUAUUUUCCAUGUUGCCACUCAGUUGAUGUUCUAUUUUGAAAGGGAGAAAUUGAACUUUCCUAUUUAUUUUUAAGCAUUAGGAGAAAUAUUCCAGUGACGUUUUUUUUCUUUUCCAUCCAGGAUACCUUUUUUUUUUUUUUAACAAAAACUCUAACAAGCCAUCUCCACCGUGUGGGUCUCACUUUUCCCUCAGGGAAGGAGAACUUGUUCUCCUGGGUGCUUUCCAACCCAGUGGGUCUGCCUGUGGGAAAUUCCAGUUCCCUCCAACUGCACGUGGGAGCUCAUCCCUAGGAAUUGUCACUAAAAUUUGGAAACGGGAAACAAUUGAGAUAAUAUGUAGACUCCAUAUGUGAGGGAACUCUUAUUCCCUAAUAUUUGAAAAAUGGAAGAUUUCUACCUAUUAACCCUUCAGUGCCUGUAGCGCCUCACAUCGUGAAAGGGACCUUUAAAAUAUGUCAAGUUGGCUUGAAAUUCCUACCAGGUCAUUUUGUCCUCCUCGAAUUCUUCUGCCCCAGUAUGUCUACUUCAGUGAAUUUUCUCUGUAUUUCUUACAGUUGAGACAAUUAUAUGACACGUGUCUUAACUCUGGCACUUUUAUUGAACGAUGCAGCACCCAAAGCGCCCGUAGCAGAAAUGGGGUCCGUUCGCCAGCAGUGUAACUGACCACAGCUCCCGGGUUUUAGUCAUAAAAGAAAAUACGCCUAAGUUCGCAUUCCUUAGGCUGGUCCUACAGCAGCAGAUCUGUGGGCUGAGGCUUGACCAUAGGAGACCAAUGCAGUUGACACUAGUUUGUGGACCCCAGUGUGCACUCACUUUUCUCAUCAGGCUCUACUGAAAGUCUGAUCCCGGUUCGGAGAGACUAAUGAAAGUGGAGUAGCAUCACUUGUGUUUAACUUGAGAUCACAUUUUUACUUUAGGACGAUCUUGACUCAGUCUUUUAGAGGCUAUUUGAGGUCUGGUUGCCUUUAAAGUGUAUGAACUGAUGUUGAGAAUGUCUCGUGGGGCUAUGUUCACCUACUGAGUGGAAGGAUCAGUGUCCAGUCUUCAGGUGUCCAAGAGCCUUUGCAAAGGUGAGAAUAUAAGGAUGGAAGCGGAGGGAACCUUCUUUGUUCCCUGUGGGGACCUCAUAUUUAGGGUCUGUGAAUGCUCCAGUCCAGCAAGUCACAGCUGCCGGUGCCCCAUUCCUUGUGCCUGUACAACCAUGCAGAGAAUGGGCUCAAAUGUGUGCCAUCCUAGAAGUGCCUCUCAAAACAGUCCUCUGUAAACCAGCAGGUCUGAAGGGAGUUGGAAGCAGAGGUGGGGUCAAGGCAGGCCUGGUUGGACCUUUGUCCAUGCUCCAGGCUAGGAGAACCUUGCUUCUUUAGUGAUUUCUCUCUUAGAAAUCAGAUGGCCAGCAAGCAUUGGAUUCCUAUGCCAUUAAUGGCAUUGGUACUUCUUUGGCAUUGGUUAGCUGUAAAAACGCCCCCUUUUCAGGUUAAAAAUCAUCUCCUAAUCCAUCUCCAUAGGUUCCCCAUGUUUCCUUGCUUUUUAGAAAGCCAAGUUCAUUACGAUCAGGGAAUCAUUCCCAAGAUCUGACAUGGUAAGCGGCCACACACACCUGGGGGCGGGGAACACAGCCGUUUCCAAUGUCUGGCUCAGGAGAAAUGUAAAGCCCCCAUUUAAAAAAAAAGGGAGGGGGUGCUUCCAAAUCUUUUGUGGGGCCUGGAUUUUCCCACUGCUCUACAGGCUGUGACUUCUUUAAGCAUACUGGCGGGAAACGUCUUCAGCUAAUGAAAGGAGAGACAGCGGCCAAUCCUGAUCUGGAAGACACAUCUGGAUACACAUGUAACCAAGCAAGAUAUGAGUUUGCUAUUGUGUGCCAGCAGAGAAGGGGGGCAGAAUGUCCCCAGAGUCUAUCUGCCAUGAAAGGAGGCGGCGGGAUUGACGUUCCCCCAUCCAUAUUGACGAGGGAGGAGGUGUGCUUCCAGAGCUUCUUGGGAGCCUGGUCUGUGCAGGUGGAGAAAGUGUCUGGCAUCUUCAGGUUUCCCGGGUCUGGGCUGCCUCGGGGCACAAGAACCGCUGGCUAUGGCUACUCUUCCAGGCAGGUUUGGCAGGAACAGUGCUCAGGAGACCCCAGCCCCUUAGUAGGAUCUGGGCUUUGAUUCCUGCCAACCUGCUCAGCUGAGGAAGGGGCAGGGGAUGAUUCAAACGCCCAGGACCAAGGGGGACAUCACAGAAACAAGAUGAACACAUAUGUUUGUUCUUAAUGUUCUAACAUAAGACCUGUUCUCUGGAGCUACUGAUCUUACCAGGCUUUCUAAAAGAUCUCACGGCAAACACACACAUAGUACUGAACACAACCCCUCUUCCUAGUGUAAUAAUUUACUGAAGUGUUCAACUUCUCAUUAUCUUAUUAUAACAAACCUGAUGCUUUUUUUUUUUAGAACUUGUUACUCUGACUUCUGUAUAUGUUGCACUGAAAAGGUUAAUAUUUAAUGUUUUAAUUUAUUUUGUGUGGUAAGUUAAUUUUGAUUUCUGUAAUGCAUUAAUGAGAUUAGCAGUUCUUUUCCUUAAUGUCUGAAUUGUACUUAUUUAAAGAGUAGUGAGCAAUGUAAAAUGCAGUUGUGUUUUUCAGUAAUGUGUAUUGUUGUUCAGUUGUACUGUACCUUGUUUGGAAGGAUGAAGGAAUGAACUCUUUUUUUUCCUAAA
Messenger RNA from Aethalodelphis obliquidens (Pacific white-sided dolphin), 4546 nucleotides. It is a transcript of the gene TGFA, whose product is annotated as transforming growth factor alpha. Bases 248 to 727 code for a protein of 159 amino acids. The transcript is spliced from 6 exons. NCBI's taxonomy places the organism in Eukaryota, Metazoa, Chordata, Mammalia, Artiodactyla, Delphinidae. Gene Ontology annotation, biological process: epidermal growth factor receptor signaling pathway; positive regulation of mitotic nuclear division; positive regulation of cell population proliferation. Gene Ontology annotation, molecular function: growth factor activity; epidermal growth factor receptor binding. The record is from RefSeq and is a predicted model, not a curated record.